AUGCCUAGGGUAAACAAACGCCCGUCACUUUCCACUUCCUAUCAACACCCUACCGUAUACAAGAUCAAUGAAGCAUACGGAAAUACCCCCAAAGAAAUCAAACUGAUCUUCUCACCGCAAUUUGAAAGCAUGUUUAGCAAGAUAUCACAUGUGGGUCGUGAGGCCGGGGUGAGCAGCAAAGUGGGGACAUAUCGUGAGAUUGUCCGUGGUGGAGCACAAAAACCUCAAAACACGACGAGAAUCAACCAAAAAACAUACAACACCAGGUAUUCGCUGGUCGUCACCGACCCAACUACUAAUCCGGCCCUCAUUGGCUUGUCUAUGGGAGAGCGGACGGGAUCCCGAAUUUUCCAAUGGGUAUGGUCGUAUGUGGUGGUUCGACGCGGCCAAGAUGAUCAUAUUGUGGUGGGAUGA
Colletotrichum costaricense is the source of this 414-nucleotide messenger RNA. RefSeq lists its product as uncharacterized. Lineage: Eukaryota; Fungi; Ascomycota; Sordariomycetes; Glomerellales; Glomerellaceae. The record is from RefSeq and is a predicted model, not a curated record. Bases 1 to 414 code for a protein of 137 amino acids. The transcript has a single exon.